Molecule: messenger RNA, 730 nt
Organism: Raphanus sativus (radish)
Lineage: Eukaryota; Viridiplantae; Streptophyta; Magnoliopsida; Brassicales; Brassicaceae
Product: probable calcium-binding protein CML13
Exons: 1
Coding region: 108-554 (148 amino acids)
Cellular component (GO): myosin II complex
Molecular function (GO): calcium ion binding
Source: RefSeq, a predicted model, not a curated record
CCACCACACACACACUCCGAUCUCAAUCUCGCUGUACAGAAAAAACCAAAGAGAGAAAUCACGACCCGGCAUCUGACCCGAAAACCCGGAAGACACACGAAAAAACCAUGGGCAAGGACGGAUUGAGCGACGACCAGGUCUCCUCAAUGAAGGAAGCCUUCAUGCUCUUCGACACCGACGGCGACGGCAAAAUCGCGCCGUCGGAGCUCGGGAUCCUGAUGCGAUCCCUCGGCGGGAACCCGACCCAGGCCCAGCUGAAAUCCAUCGCCAACUCCGAGAGCCUCACGUCUCCGUUCGAUUUCGAGAGGUUCCUCGAUCUGAUGGCGAAGCACCUGAAGACGGAGCCGUUCGAUCGCCAGCUCCGAGAUGCUUUCAAGGUGCUCGACAAGGAAGGGAGUGGAUUCGUGGCGGUUGCGGAUCUGAGGCAUAUAUUGACGAGUAUCGGGGAGAAGCUGGAGCCGAAUGAGUUCGAUGAGUGGAUCAAGGAGGUGGAUGUUGGAUCCGAUGGGAAGAUCCGGUACGAGGAUUUCAUUGCCAGGAUGGUUGCUAAGUAGUGAGGAUCUUUUAUGAUCUUGUUUGUCACUUUUGUUUUGGAAUGUUACUAACUUUGUUUCGUUUGUUAUGGAGAUGAUGUGUUGUGGUGAUUCGUUGAAGUUUUAAUCUUUAUGCGUUUGUAGUUCGUUGGUUUUUGGAUACAAUGAAUGUAAUCGAGUCCAAAUGUGUUUGCUUU